AAAGAAGAAGAAGGAAAACUUACCAAUGUACAUUUGUGUCGACACCUGGUGCAUUUAAACAAAAUUUAAGUGUUAUUAUAGUCUAUGUAUUCUAUAUUAUAUAGACCAGGUCGUGUCCCUCGCCUCGUAUAUUCACUUUAAUGCCAUGGCUCCUCCGAUUCUCACGAUUUUCCGUGGAAAUUUUAACCGGUUUUGCAUUGAUUCGCAAUUUUUCCAGUACUUUAUAGUCCUUCUCAGUCUUUUUAAUCUAUCGUUAUGCUUGUACGAAGAUCAGGUAGGAAAAUUUGACUGGAGGCAAAAUUAUGUAGGUAAAAUCAAAUUUGCUAAUUUUGAUAAUGUUUCACAAGUAAAAAAGAUUAUUGUCGCUACGGAAGAAAAUGUUAUCGCAGCUUUAAAUAUUAAAACAGGUCAAAUAUUAUGGAGACGAGUAUUAGAGAAGGGAUACGCUGGUCGCAUUAGAGCAUUUAGUAAUGUUGCAGAUGAUGAAUUAAUUUUGGUUAACGGUGGAGUUCCAGCGAUAGUUCGAUAUUGGAAUUUGACGACUGGUCAUAUUUUGAACGAGUGGCCAAUAGCGGAACAGAAUCCAGAUAGAAUAGAAGAUGUUCAAUGGCAUAUUAACGAUGGAACUUUAUAUCAUAUUCUGCCAAUUUAUAACAGUGGUGUCGAAGUUACUGCAUACGACAGUAAAACAGGAGAAAAAUUAAAAAGCAGAAAAAUCUCUGCACCAUUUAUAUCACAGGAAACAGAAUGUGUUUUAGCGUCUCCAUAUUUUAUUUGCCUGAAAGGUGACAGUAGCUUAGCAAUAUUAUUUUAUAUCAAUAUUUUUGAACCGAAAUCUCAACCACAAUCGAUAACAAUUAAUACCAUAUUUGGUGCCGGAGCUGAAGGACCUUAUCGAAUUUCCUUAGUUCCUGGUAAUAUAGCUGCGAUAUCAAUUAGUACCGACAAUAAUCGAAGAAAGCGACUGCUCCUACUUGAAAAUGAACCGACACCAGUUCCUCAUGACAUCGACGGGGAGAAUUCCGUAUAUAUUACUAACUUUGAUGAUAAAAAAGUGGUAUUAGAAUUAUCGUACAACGAUAAAAUCACAACAGUUAUGGCAACCUAUCUAAAUGAAAAUGAACCUCAGUCUGAAAAAUUACAUCGUAUAAUUCACAAUGAUUUAUACAGACCUGAAAUUGUAGCGACCACGUGUACUUGCAAAUCACUGAAGAGAUAUGCCUGUAAAUUCUUAUUAUCUUCGGAGGAUCACAGCAUUAGUCUAUUGGAUAAAAAAGUACUGUGGACGAGAGAAGAAGCGCUGGCUCGCAUCGUAGCAGUUGAGAUCGUGGAGUUACCGAUGUCAGAUCGUGAUCAAGCCAUUGAAACAGAAUUCGAUCUAAAAGAAAGUCUUGAUGUAGACAGUACAUGGGAUGUAUUUGGUAUGCUAGUGCGACGACUAAGUUCUCAAGCGAAUCAAGUGAAAGCAUUUAUUCAAGCUGCUUUGGGUCUAGAGCCACAGCAAUCUAACCAACGGGCCGAUUUGGUUCGCGAUAAAUUUGGUUUGCAUAAAAUGAUCGUGGCUGUCACGUCUGCCGGAAAGAUAUUUGGAAUUGAAUCGAAAAAAGGUGAGCUCAUUUGGCAACUUAGAGUUCCUAAUAUUCAAGGAUUUUCCAAGGAAUCUGAUCAGAUGGUCCUAUACGUUCAGCGUGGAAGUAGACAUUUUCCACAUCCACCUCAGUGCUCGCUGCUCGCUGCCGACAAAGAUACCGGCAGCGGUGUGAUAUUUACCUUCAAUCCGAUAAACGGCCAAGCCCUCGACGGCCUUACGAAGCUCAACUAUCGGGUGAAGCAGUCGAUGCUCCUGCACGUGACGACCGAUAGCUUCCUUCGUAGCAUCAUCAUCCUCGACGAGCGCGACCGGGCCUACGUGUACCCGGAGAGCGCUACUGCGGUCGCGACCUCCGUUGGCCGUAAUACCUACAUAUUCACCGUCGACAAGGCCUCGGGCAUAUUGUCCGGAUACUCGUUCUCCUACAGCACUCCCCAGAAUCUCAUCGCCAAUAAGGUAUGGGAAUUGGUGCUUUCGCCGAAAAAUCAGCGAAUAACUCACGUCGUCUCCAAGGACCCCAUCGAGCGCGUCCAUUCUCAAGGUCGAGUUUUGGGCGACAGAUCGGUACUCUACAAGUACAUCAAUCCCAAUCUCGUAGCUAUUGUUACGCAAGGGACCAGCAGCGUGCAGAAGAAUACACUUAAUUUAUAUUUAUUGGAUGUUGUAUCGGGUUCCAUGGUUUUCUCCAUCGUUCAUAAACGAACUAAGGGGCCCGUUCAUAUUGUUCAUUCCGAAAACUGGUUAGUUUAUAGUUACUUCAACGAGAAAAGUCGUAGAACAGAAAUAGCAACCCUUGAACUGUACGAAGGAAAAACCCAGAGUAAUAUGACAGUUUUUUCAUCGUUGACUACAACUAAGUUACCAAUAGUGGAAAGGCAAGCAUUUAUUUUUCCUGCUUCGAUAGAAUCGAUGCGAGAAACAAUUACUGAGAAAGGCAUUACUAGCAAACAUAUUUUAGUGGCUUUAGCUAAUGGAGGAGUUUUAGAGCUACCUUGGAUGUUGGUUGAUCCAAGAAGGUCAAUUAAUCCUGAAAUGCGAGAAGAAGGAGUUAUUCCUUACAUGCCUGAGCUACCAAUUCACGUUGAUGGCAUUAUAAAUUAUAAUCAAAGCGUUUUUAGAAUUUCUGGUAUUCAUACAAGUCCAAGUGGCCUUGAAAGCACAUGUCUAGUUUUUGUUCAUGGUCUAGAUCUAUUUUAUACCAGAGUAGCACCAUCAAAAACCUUUGACGUUUUAAAAGAAGACUUUGACUAUUACUUGAUUGUCAUAGUACUCGCCGCUUUAGUAAUUUCUUCAUACAUUACGAAGAAGUUGGCGUCACAAAAGUUACAAAAACAGGCAUGGAAAUGAUGACUCUAUAGGAAAUUCAAAGUUAUCUUUCAUUUUUGGACCCUUAGUCUGCUUCUAUUCACAAUAGAUAAUAUGGCAAUUGUGGCAUCUAAGUUCUUUAACCACCGAUUAUUAUAGUUUCAUAAAUGACUAUUCAUUAUAUUAAUUACAUAUAUACGUACAGAGUUGCACAUAUAAACAAUCGAAUCUACUUAUUUAAUCCAAAGAUCCUUGAAUAGGCAUAUAAUAGUUGUAAAUUAUGAUUCAGGGACCUAAAGGACAGUACAUAUUAAUUCAUAAAAUAUUUUAAAAAUAUCAUUAGAAUAAAUGUAUUAAACUUU
Molecule: messenger RNA, 3258 nt
Organism: Ceratosolen solmsi marchali
Lineage: Eukaryota; Metazoa; Arthropoda; Insecta; Hymenoptera; Agaonidae
Gene: EMC1
Product: ER membrane protein complex subunit 1
Exons: 15
Coding region: 146-2938 (930 amino acids)
Biological process (GO): protein folding in endoplasmic reticulum
Cellular component (GO): EMC complex
Molecular function (GO): protein binding
Source: RefSeq, a predicted model, not a curated record